Dreissena polymorpha is the source of this 3464-nucleotide messenger RNA. RefSeq names its product anaphase-promoting complex subunit 4-like. The coding region runs from base 33 to 2528 and encodes 831 amino acids. The record is from RefSeq and is a predicted model, not a curated record. Gene Ontology annotation, molecular function: protein binding. The transcript has 27 exons. Gene Ontology annotation, cellular component: anaphase-promoting complex; nuclear periphery. Gene Ontology annotation, biological process: anaphase-promoting complex-dependent catabolic process; positive regulation of mitotic metaphase/anaphase transition; protein K11-linked ubiquitination. NCBI's taxonomy places the organism in Eukaryota, Metazoa, Mollusca, Bivalvia, Myida, Dreissenidae.
UAAUCGUUGUUCGCGUACAUUUUUGAUUUGCAAUGCCAGAGCUAGAGGCGUUCCGCCAGGUAGAUGAGAAGUAUGUGUCAGUUGAGGCAGAGCUGAUGGAAUGGUCUCCAAAGUUUGAUCUCGUUGCGCUCUCAAACAUACAGGGAGAGGUUGUGUUGCACCGGUUGACAUGGCAGAAGGUUUGGUCUUUGCCAGCCCAGAAUGAAGAGACGAAGGUGAAAGCCAUGGCUUGGAGACCUGAUGGCAAAGUGCUGGCAGUGGGGUACAGCAGUGGUCAGGUGGUCCUAUGUUACAUUGAGAAUGCUGAGGUCCUUCAUACGAUAGAGGUCGGCAGCCAAGUGACCUCCCUUUCCUGGGUGUGUCACGCGGCCCCUAAAUGCGGAGCUUCAACCCUCUCUGACCCCUAUCUACAGGACAACACUGCCACCUACCUGCCCAAGCUGCAUCCCCUUAAUAAGAGCUACGGAAGUUUGUCGAAAGGAAAAAGUGAGGACAAUGUAGAAGAUAAGAAGAAGCUCCAAAGCCAGAAACAGCUGAAUGUGUUGGUGAUAGGCAGCUGCAGUCAGGAGGUCCAGCUCUACAUCUACGGGGUGUUCCCUGUCGCCAAGGUUACUGUUGGAGAAGAGAUCAGUAGCGAGUCCGUGGAGAUUGUGAAUGCAGUCCUGUCAGAGGACCUGACCAGUCUUCUUGUUGUGCUCAAACAGUCCAGCAGUGGGGACCAGGAAUUCACCCUGCACACGUUUGACACCCACUUGCUCACGUCACACGACAAUGAGUUGAAGCUGUUGGCUCAGAAAUAUGGACAGAUAGCCACCUUCAUUCAGUACCUGGACGCCACAGUACAACAGAUGCAAGAGGCGUGGGAGGACAUACUGCUGGAGAUGGACUCCAAACUGUACACCUUUGCUAAACAGAAACAGGCGUCUGGUGCUGGGACUGUGAGCAAUGACUUCCUGGAACUGCUGCUGUUUGGGGUGCCUAGCCCAGAGCUGCGGACCUUUCUGCUGUGUGAGCUGACAGAUAAGGGCGUAAAGAAGCUGGGCCACUCUAUUGGGACCUCCUACUCCAAUAUUCAGAAGCUUGUGGUCAAACAUCUGCAAACGGUGAGCCAGGCAAUCCUAUACCAGCUUGGAGAGAUGAAGGGUAUGGCCCAGUGCUAUGAGAAGUUCGGUGUGCUGGGUGUGGACCCAGACAGGCUGCACAAGGCUCUCAUGACAACCGGCUCCUUUGUGCUCAAGACAAGUGAGCUGCAACAAGUCAUCGAUGGAAGCAUAAAGAAUUUCAAGGCAUUUUUUAAAUGGCUGUAUGUAGUGAUUUUAAGACUGUCUGAUGAAAAGCCACCAGCUGAGCUUAGUGAAAUGACCCAGCAUGAUGUGAACUUUGUUGCAGACUUCCUCAGGGACAACUUUGCUCAGUUUACAGAGAGGGAGGAGGAGGAGUCUAUAGAAGACCUUCGUGCUACGUCUCCCACGGACAAAAAACCAGGCUUCAAACUGGAGAAGGUUGGACAGUAUUUGAAGAAAGAGAGGUUGAGCUGCCCACCUGACAUCUCCAACAAUCCCUGGGUGCAGUUCACACGCGCCAGUCCCUCACUCAAAGAUAGCAAGGUGUUGUACCCAGUAGAAAGCAACAAGUCCCUUCUACAACUGCAGGAGUCCCUGGAACAGGACACAUAUGCAAUGCUGCAUAAACCUGCUCUGACCAUAGGCAAGUCAGUACAGUGCGUGUCCUCCCUCUACCUCUUCUCCACAUGUCCCAGAGAGGAUCAUUCAAGACAUGUCACUCCAAAAUUCUCCCAAUUCACUUCUGGCAGUUUACACCUGAUGUUCACUUUGUUUUUGUCGGAGUGCCAGCCCAGUGACAGACUUCAUGUGCUGUUCCAGCCUACAGAUGCACACAGUGUGGAUGGUGGAGUAAAGAUUGUCUCUGUGAGGUUCAGUUCGCUACCGAGACCUGAACUCCUCAACUGCAGCAGUGAGUCCAACUCAGAACGGAGUGAUGCUCUACGGGUGCUGGAUGUGGCCUACUAUGAUGAAGGUCACAUGACCUGCCUGCUGGUGGAGGACAACGCUGACCAGACCCCUGCCCUAGUCAAACUUGCACUUGGUCCCCUGGUGACCGGGCCGUGCACUCAAGUCACAGCCACCGUUGAUGUGAACAACUGCACUGACAUUCCGGUGGUAGAUGUUUGUGACAUGGAGGAUGUUCAGUAUCGCUGGCUGCCCAAUAUGAAGGCUCAUUCUUUCGCUGUCAGUGGAACACGACACACUGCCACUGUGCUGUUCUCAUCUCGAAGAAGAGUCCGAAUCUUCCUAAUGGACGCAGAUCAAGACGAUGAUGAUGACGAAGAUGACGUAGAUGGUGACAUCACAGCGGACCAAUCAACUAUCAACCAAUCGGCUUGCAGCUCUAAAAAUAGCACCCAAUCAGAGAUGCAAAUGCUGGUAGAUGGAAGUGAUCUGGGAGUUGAAGGUGAGGACAAGGAAAACAGCAGUAGACGGACCAGUAACGGGGAGCAGGCUACUUAGAGGCAGUUACCAUGGCAACCAAACUAGGUCACUUGACAUUGUUAUAUGACUGCUCUAUUUAGGUUGAUCGGAACCAGACUAGGUCACCUGGAAUUGUUGUUUAACCAGUCCGUUUGGAUCUAUAGCUACUAGACCAGACCGGUCAUCUGGCAGUGUUAUAUAACCAGUCCAUUUGGGACGACAGGAACCAGACUCUUCUAAAAAAAUAGUGUUUAAUGAUUUGUUUGUAAGUAUAGCAACCAGAUUGUGAGAAUUAUAUUGUGACCAGUUUCAUCACGUGCACGUUGUAUGGCCAUAUAAGAUGUCUGUUUGGCCCAUGUUAUAGUUGCAUUUCUGUUAUAUUUUCAAUGGCAUAAGUACCUUUUUUUCUGAGUCCAGUUCAAAAUUGCCAACAAUUGCAAAAAUAAUUGGUUGGUUUAAAGAUAUUUGGCUAUUGAACUAUUAAGUUUUGAAUCAAAUAGUUUGAUGUUGUAAUAUCCAUGUAAGUGGUAUCUUUACUUUUAGUAUUUUGUGUCAGUUUUAUCAACAAUUAUUCAAAUUUUAUAAAUCAAGCAAUAGUAAUUAUUUACCAAUUAAGUUUGAAUUGGUGCUAAAAUUCAAAAUUCACAAGUUUACUGGUAAUUCAUAUAGCCAAAGAUGUUGAAAAAAGCCAUAUAGGGUGAACAGCUUUAUUAGAAGUUUUCAUUCAGUGGAAUGAGAACAGUGUACUAAUGUGAUCAUUGAGUCUGACAGUGACACAAUUGUUAAAGGUACAGAGAAAAUUGUUUAACCCAUUUAUGCCUAGUGGACACUCCCAUCCUUCAAAAUUGGAUCAAUUUAUUUCCAAAAUUAGGGAUGUCUAGUAUAUUUAUUAGCUCCACUGGCCAAAGGCCAGCGGGGCUUAUGUCAUGGUCCUGUGUCCGUUGUGUGUGCGUGCGUGCGUGCGUCCGUUAACUU